This is a messenger RNA of Arabidopsis arenosa, 1149 nucleotides long. The record is from the annotation of a GenBank genome assembly. NCBI's taxonomy places the organism in Eukaryota, Viridiplantae, Streptophyta, Magnoliopsida, Brassicales, Brassicaceae.
AUAUACUUGCUCAUAUCUUAUCCUUUCUUCCUACUAAACGAGCUGCUUCUACCUCAAUCCUCUCCAAAAGAUGGAGGACUCUGUUUCCACUCAUGAAUCUUCUCUGCCCAUCUCUCUAUCUAGACGACUCUGAUUUACUCUAUCCCGAGAGACAGACUGAAGAAGAAUCUGUUGUUCAUAAUAGCUUCAGAAAUUUCGUUGAUAAAACACUUUCAGGUUGUAACAACAAUUCCUUAAAGAAAUUCUCACUAAAUUAUGAAGAUGAUGAUGUUCAACGCAUGAGUCUUACCACCAGAUGGAUAUCAAAGGCAAUGGAAAAAGGCGUUUCGGAUCUUGAUCUUCGCAUAUAUAUGCCUUUGAUGUACGAGCCACCACGUCUUCUUCCUAACACCGUCUUCAUUAACAACACAUUGGUCAAGCUCACUUUAGGAACAGAGCUUUGUCUUGGUAUGGCUCCUUUGGAGUACGUUGGUCUUCCCCUGCUUAAGAGUCUCUUCCUCCACACAGUUUGGUUUUCAGAUGAUGCUAUAUGUGAUGUGAUGUUUGAUGGUUGCCCUGAGCUCGAAGAAUUAUACAUACAUCACAUUUACAUUGAAGAUAGAGAUCGCGAAUUCAACAUUCCUCCAGCACCUCAUUAUUUAGGCCACAACAAUAUCAAGAAACUCACUGUUGCUACAAUAAUGAUAUGGGGUAGUGAACAUGAACCCUGUUUAAAAAUCAUGAAUUCUAUCUCCAAUGUUCAAAUCCUUUACCUCUCUUCUUCUACUGUUGAGGUGAUUUAUGAAUGCCUUGAUCUUGAUGAGAUUCCAUUGUUUAAGAACUUGGCUACUCUACAUUUUGAGGGUAAUAAGGAAGAAUAUUGGAAAUUGCUUUGCAAUGUGAUUGAAAAAUCUCCAAAGCUAGAAACUCUGGUCCUUAAGGGUUUGUGCGGUGUAAGCGAUUGUGGGGUUAAAAUUGAUGGUGGAAAUGUGGUGAAGGUGGUUGAGAUACAAGGUAAGAUUUCUUUCUUUACCGACAAUGUUUAACGACUAAAUCAGAGACAUGUUUGAUUCUUUUGCUUCUUUCUAACUACACUGUGUUAUUGCUCUUUUGAGUUUCUCAAGCUCCCUUCUAAGUUUUUAACUUCAAAAAUAAACAAAUCUUUUCAUU